Cryptomeria japonica (Japanese cedar) is the source of this 765-nucleotide messenger RNA. RefSeq names its product heavy metal-associated isoprenylated plant protein 2. Lineage: Eukaryota; Viridiplantae; Streptophyta; Pinopsida; Cupressales; Cupressaceae. Gene Ontology annotation, molecular function: metal ion binding. The transcript has 3 exons. Bases 142 to 573 code for a protein of 143 amino acids. The record is from RefSeq and is a predicted model, not a curated record.
UUGUAACCAAUCACUCACUCUUUGUCCCUUCUACUCAUUUUCCUAUUUAACAUUCCAUAGUUUUCAUUCUCUCUUUAACAUUUCAUAGUUUUCAUUCUCUCUUUAUCUGAGAAAGCCCAGAUACUCCCAUAGAAAACCCAGAUGAAGAAAAUUGUAUUGAAGGCAGAGAUUAACUGCGAGAAAUGCAGGAGAGAGGCAUUUGAAGCAAUUGCUAAUGUUGAAGGUGUUGAAUCUGUGACUGUAGAUGUUGAGGAGAAAAAGGUGACAGUGAUUGGAGAUGUAGACCCUGCCUGCUUAACCAUGGAACUCAGAAGGCUUGGAUGGGCAGACUUGGUGAGCGUGGGUUCUCAUGCCAAGGAAGAAUAUAAGAAGCAGGCUGUCAUAAAGGAGGACGAUAAGAAGGGUAAAAAGGACUCCCCCAAGAAGGGUGAAACAAAGGAUAUUAACGUAUAUGUGAGGAGGUUGCCAGAUGAAAAUCAAAAUAGAAAACUUGUGAUCAGGGGAAGCUGCGAUCAUUGUGAAGACAUAUAUAUCCUAAGUGAUGAGAAUGCUAAUGCCUGUUGCAUUUCCUAGGAAGACUUGGGGACAAUAAUUAGUGUUGCAUUUCCUAGGAAGAUUUGGGGACAAUAAUUAGUUUUCUUGAGGAGUUGCAUUAAGAAAAGUAGGAAAAUGAAGGAUUUCAUACCUGCUUUUGUAGUUUGUGUUUGUAGUCUAUGUAAGCCAUUGUUCAAUCUUUAAUUUAAGAAAGUGAUUUUAGUCAGUAAA